AGGCCGCCCGAUUCGCGAUCCCGCUCCCGCUCUUUCCCUCGGUGCUGUCUGCCUUCUUCGUCCUCCUCCGGUGGACGGUUCUGCUCCCGGUGAGAUUUUUCGCCAAUGUCAGGCAAAAUUUUCGGCCAGUUAUAGCUUUGGAGAGGAUCAACUUGAAGAAGAGAUGGAUUUGAUUUUGUACUGAUGGUCUAGUAUGUGGAGCAUUUGCGAAAAGAAGAGACAUAUUCUCCUCAAAUAAGUUCAGCAGCUUGUUUCAUACAAAAGCAUGAAGCGUAAAAGAGGAUUGAAAACCAAGCACAAAAAGUCAUCUGUUAUUGAAAACAAAGCACCAUUCUCCAUUGUUGCUGCAAAAGAAGACGAGUCUGUUGCUGAUGAUACAUGUGUCAAUAGUGAAGGAGCCUUGAAUUCUCGAAGUGAAAGUGGAUCACCAUUUCUAGGAGCUGGUGAAAUAAGCAGUGAUAGACACCAUGGCUUGGAGGACAUCAAGGAAAAGGCACCAGAAAGACCAGGAUAUGGGCGUGUGAGGGUGAAGCUUAAAUCAUCAAAAUCCAUUGGUCUCAUUCAAGAAGCAGUUCAGAACAGUCCAACGGUCUCUUUGCAUGGGGAUAUUUUACCUAAUGAGAGACUUGAAGAUGGAACUAAUCCUUUGUCUGAGUCGGAGACUGUCUCUGGGAAGUCCUCAAAAAAAUUUGGUAGCAUAAAGAUCAAGUCGUCAAGGAGUUCUGGUACAUCAAGUGCUUCAUUUCCCGAUAAACACAGAGGUGAACCGCAUCCAGUGGCAGACCAAACUAAUCUGCGGGAGAUUUGUAAAGACCCUCGGUACAAUGAAAGGGAGUUGACUGCUGCUCUUGGGGUGAUUAAGAAAAUUAUGAAGAUGGAUGCAGCACAGCCUUUCAAUACUCCAGUUAAUCCUGUUGCAUUGGGAAUCCCUGAUUACUUUGAUAUUAUUGACACUCCAAUGGACUUCGGCACCAUAUGUGCUGAACUUGAAUUUGGAAAGAAAUAUAUGAAUUCAGAAGAUGUGUACAAGGAUGUGCAAUACAUAUGGGGAAAUUGCUAUAAGUAUAACAAUAAAGGUGAUUACAUAUUAGAUCUCAUGAAGCGGGUGAAAAAGAAUUUUGCAAAAUAUUGGACAGCUGCUGGCUUAUACAGUCCAAAAAAAAGCAAUGAUGUGCGACAAGGUGAUAAUCCAAAAGCCAACAUUUCUGAAGAAGCAUAUGGAAGAAGAAGUGAUGUGCUAGACCUGCCUGUGACGUCAUCUGCUGCAAGUCAUAGCUUACAAGAAAGCCCAACUGGUUCCAAUCUACAUGAGACCGAAAGCACCCCAGUUGAGGUUGGCGCACUUACAAGCCAGGUGAAAAGCGCUUCAAGUAAGCAAAAGGGACGCAGGCAUCACGGAAUAAACAAACACAAGGCAGACUGUUUAUGCGCUGUUUGUAUUGCUAGGCGCCGGCGACAUGAGCGUGAUGUCAAUCUGCUAAUGCUUGAGAAUCAGAUUGAGACAAAUGAUGCCAAUCAGCUACAUGAGUUCAAGCCAGAGCUGCAGGAAAGUGAUGGUUUUGAGAACACAUGUGAUGAGGAGAUGGCUGUGGAUCAAUCUCUGGAGAAUAAGUUGAAUUCUGAUCCUCCCGUUGAUGAUGUGGUUAAUUUAAAGCACGUCCAGCAGUUUGAAGAGUAUUCUUGCCCGGAUGAGAAUGGGGGCAUUAAUAACUCGUCAGUGAUUGCAGCAGGGAUUAAUCCAAAAGAAAGUAAUGGUGAUCCAACUGAAGAUGUUGUUCAAGUGAAGCACAUUCGAGAACUUCAGAUGGAAAAAUUAGAGGAAUUUGUCUUGCAAGAUCAGAAAGAUGAUACAAUGAAUAGGCCAAAGAGAAGGAAAAAUGAUUUGAUGGGCGAGGAUCACGAAGAAGGGGACUAUCUGCAAAAGGUUUCUUUAGCAAAGGAUGACUCGUUGUCGCCUGAGGAUAUCCUUAAUCUGCCAUACUCUGGAGUCUUGCACAUGUGUGGGACCUUGUUCUCUGUUGAUGCCAGAUCAGUUUGGAGUGGGCCUCACUCCUUGAAUUAUCGGAAGGUUCCCAUUCGAGAUAGUGCAAUCCACUCUGCCAUUGCAAUGUUCAUGGAAAUUAAUGAGCGUCAAUAGCUCUGGAUAGAGAUGUAUAUUUGCCUUGUAGUUACUCGUUGCACUUAAUUAUGAAUCUGUUGGCGGCAUGUUCGAGAUUAGCAUGAGGAGGUAAAGAUCCUCCCUAUUGUGUCCUUUCACGUAAUACAGAUCUUUGUUGGUUAAUGGCUGCUUUGCUUAUUGGUAUC
This is a messenger RNA of Nymphaea colorata (pocket water lily), 2304 nucleotides long. RefSeq lists its product as uncharacterized. The transcript is spliced from 10 exons. The coding region runs from base 266 to 2137 and encodes 623 amino acids. Lineage: Eukaryota; Viridiplantae; Streptophyta; Magnoliopsida; Nymphaeales; Nymphaeaceae. The record is from RefSeq and is a predicted model, not a curated record. Gene Ontology annotation, molecular function: protein binding.